UGCACAAGGGCAAUUAAUCACAUUCAACAACUAGCUAGCUCUGAUUAAUGGAACAGAAAAGAUUUUCUGUUGUGCUUGUAUACAGAGAGUUCAAGCCACACCUGCUUAUGGUCUUAGCCCAGGUGGGCUAUACCCUCUUAUAUUUCAUCACUGAAACCUCCUUCAAUCAUGGGAUGAAUCCUUAUGUGUAUGUAACCUAUCGCCAUGUUGUGGCUGGGGUUGUGAUGUUCCCUUUUGCAUACUUUCUGGAGAGGAAAGCAAGACCAAAGCUGACAUUUGCUCUUUUCAUGGAAAUAUUUUUGCUUUCUCUGUUAGGGAUUACUUUGACUGUUAAUACGUACUUUGCAAGCCUGCAAUACACAAGUUCAACCUUUGUUGCUUCCAUGGUCAACACCAUAGCUUGCAUGACCUUCCUUAUUGCAGUGGCUCUCAAGCUUGAGGCUCUUGAUCUUCGAAAUCCUCGUGGGAUAGCGAAGGUUCUAGGGACCUUGAUCUCCUUAGCUGGUGUACUGAUCAUGACGCUAUACAAAGGACCCGUUGUGAGAAAUUUAUGGCAUCCUCUAAUCCAUAUUCCACGGAAAAAUGCUGCUAUCACUGAAAACUGGUUAAAGGGUUCACUUCUUACAGUUUCAAGCUGUGUUACAUGGUCUCUAUGGUUUAUUAUGCAGGCAAUCACAUUGAAAAGAUAUCCUGCUCAACUAUCACUCACUACGUGGAUGUGUUUGGUUGGAGCAACACAAUCAGCUGUUUUCACAGUUAUAGCAGAACACAACCGUUCAGCAUGGACUAUAGGGUUCAACAUUGACUUGUGGUCCACACUAUAUGGUGGAGUUGUCGUUGCUGGUUUGCUAACUUACGUUCAACUAUGGUGCACUGAGAAAAAAGGGCCCGUUUUUGUCACCAUGUUUAGCCCUCUUUCUACGAUAUUAGUGGCAAUUCUCGCCUACUUUGUCCUUGGAGAGAAACUUUAUCUGGGCAGCAUCAUAGGUACAUCGAUUGUCAUCAUGGGUCUGUACUUGCUGUUGUGGGGCAAAGAAGGUGAUCAAGAGGUUUGUAUCAAGACCGAAGAUAAAUUGCAGUGUUGUACUGAAGACCCAGAAUGCGAAAUAUAGUCAAUAACUUUAGCUGGAAAGGAAGAAGUUCAUGUCCAAAGUGGCAAGAGAACACAGCAUAUAGGUGAUCAUGAAGAUUUGUAGUUAUGUUUUGGCCAAACAUUUUUGUGGAAAAUCACUUGAACAUUUAUUCAUUUCCAAUCCUCUGAAGUCAGACAUC
Abrus precatorius (Indian licorice) is the source of this 1272-nucleotide messenger RNA. Its product is annotated as WAT1-related protein At5g07050-like. Gene Ontology annotation, molecular function: transmembrane transporter activity. The coding region runs from base 48 to 1112 and encodes 354 amino acids. Lineage: Eukaryota; Viridiplantae; Streptophyta; Magnoliopsida; Fabales; Fabaceae. The record is from RefSeq and is a predicted model, not a curated record. The transcript has 6 exons. Gene Ontology annotation, cellular component: plasma membrane.